Molecule: messenger RNA, 831 nt
Organism: Paramuricea clavata
Lineage: Eukaryota; Metazoa; Cnidaria; Anthozoa; Malacalcyonacea; Plexauridae
Source: the annotation of a GenBank genome assembly
UGCAAGUUGCUGACAGGACACAAUAUUCAAGCAACGUCAUAAUUUAUAUAAACAAAACCAGAGUUACACGUCGUUUUCAAAAGUAGUGAUACCUAGUUUCAUUAUAGGUCCGAUUUACUGCAGUCAUGAGUCUUCAACAAUUACAGAACAUAACCGACAAACAUGUCGCGCGAUCAUCGGGUGAUCCUCCAACAUAUACAACUGGAAACGCCAAAGUGGUUAGCGUCCAUGAUGGCGAUACGUGUGAUUUGGUAUUUGUUAGAAACGGGCGUUUUGAGCGGUUCAAGUGUCGCUUGGCUAGCAUAAAUACUCCAGAAUUGAGCACUGGUUUAGGAGCACUGAAGGCACGCGAUUUUCUGGUCUGGUUGAGCCUCGGUAAAGACCCAUCUAGCUUUCCACACAGCAGCCAACCGUUCUCCGAGCAUCAAAUCCAGAGUAGCUUGGACGCAAACAAACAGUUGGUUUAUGUAGAAUUUCAAGGAAUUGGUGGAUAUGGAAGGCCUUUGGUUAUUUUAAAGAAGCAUCAAGGUGGAAAGUCGUUCAAUAAUCUACUUAUCGAGUAUGGGUAUGCUAAUGCAUACCACUGAUAUUGAUAUACUUUCAAAGAUAUUAGCAGAUGUACUAUUACAGCACUUUAUAAUAGUAUACAUCAUAUACAAUAAUUUAAAGCUGACAUUGUAAGCAUGCUUUUUAUGUUCCGCAAAUAUAACCAUCUUUUAAAUUGAAGAAACAUUGUAGGAAGGAACAGAUUAAUACUAAUAUACAGUUAGCCAUUAAAGUGAUAAUGUGGACUUUUCUAUUAAAAUUCAAAAUUAUAAUACCCUGAUUGCC